AUGGGGUCUAUAGAUGUUGAUAGCCCGACAACAUGGGUGCCUUAUAUGAACAAUCAAGAUUGUUCACAAAAGAUUUGCAACUUAUACUGUCCCCAGUGGUGUAACUAUGUCGUCCUCCCUUCUCCUCCACCGCCUGUAGGGUUUUCUGACAAUGAUACGGAUGGUGCCAACCUCUCGCCUCUUGUGAUCGUAAUAAUUGGUGUUUUUGGGAGUGUGUGCCUUUUGAUUAGUUACUAUGUUAUAAUCUCCCGACUUUGUAUUGUAAACAAUGAUUCAUCUGAACCUUUGAGAAGGAGAGGUGUUCAGAAUCAAGAAACCCUGGAGUUGGAAAUGGUUGAGGAUGAUUAUAACAUUGAAGACCAUUUCAAUAUUGGUCCUUGGCAUGAUCCCGACAAGGGUUUGGAUGAUGGUAUGAUCAAUUCGAUUAAGGUUUGCAAAUACAAGAAAGGAGAUGGAUUGGUUUCGUGCACUGAUUGUCCGGUUUGUUUAGGAGAAUUUCAAGAAGACGAGAAUCUUAGACUUUUGCCCAAAUGCAGCCAUGCUUUUCAUGUUUAUUGCAUCGAUACUUGGCUUACAAAUCAUUCGAAUUGUCCAUUAUGUCGAGCUAAUGUAAGUUGUGUCGAUAGUGCCAUAUCAUAUGUUUUAUCUCCUCCUCCUCCCCCUCCACCACCACCACCGCCGCCACCGCCACUAUCACUCCCACCACCACCACCACCACCUCCGCCGCCUCCACCCCCCCCUCCACCUCCACCUCAACCUCAACCUCAACCUGAGGUGAUUGUCUCAAGGAGGGUUCAAAGGGAUGUAGCAGAAGGAGAUGCUGUAAUUGAGAUAAGAGAAGAGGAUGAUCAAAGGGAAGUAAGAAGAUCAGUAUCUAUGGGUUAUUUGUACCAAACCCGAAUAACAAUGGCUGACAUUUUGUUCUUUAAUCAACAAGAUGAAAUGGAAUUGGAAAUAUGCCAAUUUGGAGAAGGUGCUGGAUCAUCAAAACAUGUUUUGAAACCAGAACAAUGUAGAUUUGGAUACGAUGAUGGAUCAUCAAAACGACUGUUGAAUGAAAAUAGCAUAUAUUUGAAUUGUGGUGAUGUUAAUCAUGAUAAGAUGAAAAGAUCUUUUUCUAGUGGGAGGCACUUAUUUAUUAGAGGAUGGAAAGGGAAGACCUUAAGAGUUUCAGGUUUGCCUACGUAG
Messenger RNA from Lactuca virosa, 1188 nucleotides. Lineage: Eukaryota; Viridiplantae; Streptophyta; Magnoliopsida; Asterales; Asteraceae. The record is from the annotation of a GenBank genome assembly.